CCGGCCGCUGGCGUUGGGCUGGCUGGCUCCACAGCUGGCUGGCUCUUCGUGUGCGUGCGUGCGUGCGUGUGCUAACGGCUAACGGCUAACGGCUAACGAUGCAACACUGCGGCAUCUGCUCGGUGCUCGCCGACCUGUUCCGCAGGAUCAUGUGCAUCGGCGGCAGUCGCAGGGGCAGCUCCGACUCGUACUACCAGGAGCUCGACGAGGAAGACAGGCGGGGAGCCAUAUCUGUCGACAGAACUGACCAGAAUGCUGUGCUUAUCAGGAUGGUGGGCCCGCUGGCGCCGGCGAGCCGCGCGCGGCGGCUGUCUGACGGGGACCGGCUGCUGCUGGAGGCACUGGACACCAGGCGCCAGAGGCCGCUGCACUCGGGCCGCUUCCUCACCAUGCACAAGCGGCGCCGGCGGCGGCUCACCACGCGCUGCCUGCAGCAGGAGCCGGCGCUGCUCGACGACGUGCUGCACGGCCAGGCGCAGUGCGUGCUGGAACGAGUCUCGCAGUGGCCGUUCAACGCCUUCACCCUGGACACGGUGACAGGAGGGAGGUCGCUGCCAGUUCUGUGUGUUCAUUUGUUCCACUGGUACGGGCUCAUAGAGCAUUUUAACCUGGACGUCGUUAGGGUGUGGAAACUAUUCACGCUAAUCGAGGAAGGCUACCAUAGUACAAAUCCUUACCACAACUCGAUCCACGCAACAGACGUAACGCAAGCCAUGCACUGCUUUCUCCAAGAGGACCAGAUCAGGACGCACGUGACGCCGCUGGAGAUAAUGUCGUCGCUGAUAGCGGCGGUGACCCAUGACCUGGACCACCCUGGUGUGAACCAGCCCUUCCUCAUCGCCACGUCGAACCACCUGGCGGCGCUCUACGAGAACACGUCGGUGCUGGAGAACCACCACUGGCGAUCGGCGAUCGGCUGCCUGCUGGAGAGCAGUGUGGCGGAGCAGCUGGGCCCCUGCCGCUCGGAGCUGGAGCGCCAGAUCAGCUCGCUGAUCCUCGCCACGGACAUCACCCGCCAGCAGGAGUUCAUCACGCGGUUCAAACGGUACUUGGACCAGAACCUGCUGGACAUGCGGCAGUUCGAGGACCGCCACUUCAUCCUGCAGAUCGCGCUCAAGUGCGCGGACAUCUCCAACCCCUGCCGGCCGUGGGACAUCAGCCGAAAGUGGAGCCACAAGGUGUGCGAGGAGUUCUUCCGCCAAGGGGACUACGAGCGGCGGCUGAACCUGCCCGUGACGUCGCUGUGCGACCGCCGGUCGACGUCCGUGCCCAAGAUCCAGGCGGGCUUCUUCAGGUUCGUGGUGUCGCCGCUGGCGGAGGAGUGGCACCGCUUCCUCGGCACGGACCUGUCGCGCGCCAUGAUGGGGCACCUGCGGGCCAACCAGGAGCGCUGGGAGGCCAUGGUGCGGCAGGAGGUGGCGGAGGAGACCCGCACGGAGGUGUCCGAGGUGGAGCUGCCCGACGACAGCUCGGAGGGGGAGGAGGAGGAGGAGGAGGAGGGCUCGGCCGGCAGCGUGGAGCUCCUGCUGGGCCCGGCGUCCCGGCGGCCCUCGCUGCCGAGCCGCGACGAGCCGGACUCGUCGCGUCGCGUGGGGCGCCGCCACUCGGUGCCGCUGAGCCUGCCCGCGCCCCGGCCGGUGUCCCGGACCGUCCUGCGCAGGGAGAGCCUGCCCGAGCACCCCCGGGGCCACCGCCGGUUCCCGUCGGGCCCCAUCGAGCAGGUGGACGAGGAGGGGGACCUGCCCCUCGGGGACAGCUCCCUCUCGCUGCUGUCGUCGGGCAGCGGCGGGCCGGGCGACGGCGAGAAGCGGCCGGCCAGCGCCGAGAACCUGCUCCCCGAGCCGAGCAUUGCCUCGAUCACGACCAGCCGGGAGGCGAGCCGCCUGUGCUCGGUGCUGAGGGGCGGGGCGGCAUCGCGCCGGCUGGCCCGCCAGCAGACGUUCCCCCCGCCGCAGCCGCACGCGCGGGCGCGCUGCAUGUCGACCACGGCGGAGAUGGCGCGGUGCGCGCUGCGGGACAGCAACAGGACCGGCGUCGGCGCCGGGGACUGCGGGGGGAAGCGCGAGCAGGGGGACCCGCCCCGGGACAAGGGCGGCAAGGUGGCCAAGCUGGCGGAGGCCGCCGCCGCCCGCUGGGAGAAGGAGAACUUGGACCCGCAGCGGCUGGCUUGGGAGCUGGACUUCGAGGGCGCCGGCGGCAAGACCGGGACGUCUCGCAGGAACAUCAGCCAGGUGCUGGCGAGGCGGAGAGGCUCCGCCCCCGUGGGCCUGCUGAGCCGUGCCGAAGACAACGCCUCGCUCGCGGUCCGGGGCGACGCUGAGCGGUACUCGCGCCGGGGAUCCGUGCCUAUCGACGUCACAAGGCAAAGUGUUCUGAGACCGGUGGGUUUUAAAGGGAACACUGGCGCCGUUGCCCCGCCCCCUCGCUGCAUGCCCCGGAGGUCGUCGCUCCCGUAUGACCUAGUGCAUCACGCCGCCGCCAGCACCGCCAACACCGCCACCUUAACCAGCCUGCUUCACCCCUUCUGCUUCUUAGCCGACCCCGCAGGAGCGAAGGAGGCGGCUCGAACCCGCGGCGGAGGCAAGCAGGCGUCUCGCCGGCGCAGCUCGGGCGGGCCGGAGAUGUGCGAGGGCGCGGCGCGGCAGCCGUGCUGGCGAGAUGCGCACAAGCCGCUCGAGAGGCGGCGCGGCUCUCUGCCCGCGGAGGUGCUGGCAGACCGGUCGUCGCUCGAGGCCCCGGGGACGCAGGCAGGCGAGAACACGGGGGUUGUCUUGUCCCCAGGCCGCAGCUCGCAACGCCAGCCCUAG
Messenger RNA from Bacillus rossius redtenbacheri, 2807 nucleotides. RefSeq lists its product as uncharacterized. The record is from RefSeq and is a predicted model, not a curated record. The transcript is spliced from 13 exons. Bases 99 to 2807 code for a protein of 902 amino acids. Gene Ontology annotation, molecular function: 3',5'-cyclic-AMP phosphodiesterase activity. Lineage: Eukaryota; Metazoa; Arthropoda; Insecta; Phasmatodea; Bacillidae.